Racocetra persica is the source of this 176-nucleotide messenger RNA. Lineage: Eukaryota; Fungi; Glomeromycota; Glomeromycetes; Diversisporales; Gigasporaceae. The record is from the annotation of a GenBank genome assembly.
UCAGUCUAAUUUUUUGUUUGAGACGUUCGUUACAACGAUUUAAAGUGAGACAGGGUCGUAGCCGUAUCAUCGAUGUCAAAGAUAUCAAUGAUUCGGGAACCUUAAAUCAUCAUGAAUUAAGAUUUGAUCAAAUUUCAAUGUUAUGUCAAGAUUGGGUUAUUAUUCAAGAUCUUUAG